AGGGUUGUCGUAUGAGGCUGUGAAGUAGCAUUCCACACAUCUCCUUUUAGUUUGUCUUUUUAACUUAUUUGCUUGGCUCUUGUGUAGUCACGUGAAUGACUCAUUGUGUUAUUAUACCUUAGACCUGAUCUCUGCCAAACCUGCAGCUGCCUGAUGAUCUCUGCAGCUUUCUUUCAUCCCCUCUCUCUUUAAAAUAGGUUUAGCUCUCCAUCAUACAAGCCUUUUUGCUUCCCAUUCUCUAUCUCUCUCUCAUUUCAAACAUCUUCCACCUUUACUGGACAAGAAGAAAAAGGUUCUGCUUCUGUCAUUCUCUUCUUUUCUUUUCUUGAUCUUUCUUCUUAUUCUUCUUCUCUCCAUGACUCCACCUUACCAUAGAACACCACCUUCUCCUAAUUUUCCUUUAGAUCUUAACGAAGAUCAUCAGCAUGACCACCACCUCUUUCUUGCCAAACCACAAGCUUACUCUUCGUCUUCUUCUUUUUCUAGCCGUAUUUCCUUUAACCAUGCUGAUCAAGAUCAAAGAGGAAGUUACUACUAUUGGGAAUCAAAGCACUUCCAAAAUGAUCAAGAGGGUGGAUCAUGUGAUCCUCUAACGCUGAAGGAUGAAAGUGCGAAUAAUGGACUCAAAGUCACUAUUUUGAACAAAGAGAACAAUAAAAUUGAAGACCAAAGCGAGACUAGUUCAGCAAAGUGGAUGCCUUCAAAGAUGAGAAUGAUGAGGAAGAUGAUAACUUCAGAAGGAACGGGUUUGGAUAUACCACUUAACCCUAUGCAGAAGUUUGAAGAUCAGAAGAAGUCAAAACCUCCAAAUAAUUGUGAGAAUGAUAACAUGAGCAGGAAUCAUUCUUUGAACAGCAGCAGCAACACCGCAAUUAGAGUUUGUGCAGACUGUAAUACAACAAAGACCCCUCUUUGGAGGAGUGGCCCGAGAGGCCCCAAGUCUCUUUGCAACGCCUGUGGAAUUCGGCAAAGGAAAGCGAGGCGAGCAAUAGCAGCAGCGGCCAAUGGCACGAUUCUUGAAGCAAAGCCACCAUCUAUGAAGAGUGCUGCUUCUGCUAACGUGCAACACAAGGAUAAAAGAUCCAGCAAUGGUUAUGUUCCGAAAUUCAAGAAGUGCAAGCUCAGUACUACUACUCCUACUACCACCACCCAAUCUCAUCAUCAUGGCAGAAAGAAGCUUUGUUUGGAGGAUUUCACCAUAAGUUUGAGUAAAAAUUCAGCCUUUCAACGAGUUUUCCCUCAAGACGAGAAGGAAGCUGCGAUCCUUCUCAUGGCUCUAUCUUAUGGCCUUGUUCAUGGUUGAUUAUCAGUACUCAACAUAUGAUCUGUCUUUUGGAGUUAAUUAGAUUAUUUUCUCUUAAUUAAUAUAGUUAUAUUAGAACUCGAGAACAUCUGUGUGAGUGAGAAAUUACGAGAUCUUGUUAGGAUCUAUAAUCCAAGCAAAUAAAAGUUCUGGGCUACAGUACUACUGAGUACUACCAUACAUGAGGCUAUGGUAGAUUUGAACAUGUUGAUAACCAAAAUAUGGGGCUGAUUUUGUUCAUCUAUAUAUCUCAUUAAUCAUAAUAAAAUAUCCAAGCUGGUUGCUUUUCA
This is a messenger RNA of Carya illinoinensis, 1593 nucleotides long. Its product is annotated as GATA transcription factor 21. The record is from RefSeq and is a predicted model, not a curated record. Gene Ontology annotation, molecular function: sequence-specific DNA binding; zinc ion binding. Gene Ontology annotation, biological process: regulation of DNA-templated transcription. The transcript is spliced from 3 exons. The coding region runs from base 356 to 1303 and encodes 315 amino acids. Lineage: Eukaryota; Viridiplantae; Streptophyta; Magnoliopsida; Fagales; Juglandaceae.